This is a messenger RNA of Aplysia californica (California sea hare), 2468 nucleotides long. Its product is annotated as tRNA-dihydrouridine(47) synthase [NAD(P)(+)]-like. Lineage: Eukaryota; Metazoa; Mollusca; Gastropoda; Aplysiida; Aplysiidae. Gene Ontology annotation, molecular function: RNA binding; tRNA dihydrouridine synthase activity; flavin adenine dinucleotide binding. Gene Ontology annotation, biological process: tRNA processing. Bases 176 to 2383 code for a protein of 735 amino acids. The transcript has 12 exons. The record is from RefSeq and is a predicted model, not a curated record.
UAAUACUUCCGGUAAAUUCGUCGCAUGCUGUUUUGGUAUGGCUGUAUUGCGUACGAUUGCCGAAGAAAGACACGACCACACAGAAAGCCUUGCUUGAAUUUGCUUUCACGGCUUCAGCUCAUUGGAAAAGGGAACGGUAAAUGCCACAAAAGCAAAAGUGCCAUCCUAGUUGGUCAUGGAGGAACAACCAUCAAACAUGGAGAAGGAGGAGACUGGUACAAAUGCAAAAAAUGGUGCGCAUUGCGAACCACCUAUCAAGGAAGGUGUUGCUGACUCCCAGUCUGUCCAAGGUCAGGAAUCAAAGAGUGCAGCUAUAAGUCCAGAGCUGAAGGGUAGCAGAGGAAGUGGAGAGACUCCUGUCACCAGGAAACCAGGAUAUGCGCCAAUUAAAGCAGAAUUUCUUUUAUUAGAUUACAAGCCCAAACUUCAAACCAAGUACCUGAGUGCUCAGGUCAAAGAACAGCUUGAUCUGGACAACAAGAAGAAAGAUGAACAAGGUCCAGACAAAGACGAGUCAUCUGGGAAACGUUCGGCAUCAGAGCUGGCUCCAGAAGGGCAGCCACCAAACAAAGUGGCAAAACUGAAAGGCAGGAACAAACAGCGGCCUGGAAAUGACAGAGUAAAACAAAAGGACCGUCUCUGUCCAGCCAUUAAGGAUGAAAGAGAGUGUAGUUUUGGAGAUAAAUGUAAAUUUAACCACAGUAAGGAAGAUUUUAUGGCCAACAAGCUGCCAGACCUUGAAGGACCCUGCUAUAAUUUUGAAAAUUUUGGAUUUUGCAAAUACAGUCUCGCUUGUCGAUUUGCAAAAAAUCACACAACUGAAGAUUUACAAAAUGUUGUUGACGAAGAACUGCUUGAGAAGACAAAAAGUGAAAAACAUUUAAAUGUUUUGGAGUCGGAUGUUAGGCAAAAACUGUGGAAAAAGAAGUAUGAUUUUAGCAAAGCAGAUCAGAUGGUGAAAAAGGUUCAGAGAGAUUUCAGAGGGCAGGAAGAAGGGAGUGGAAAAAGCAAUUUUGGGAAAGAUGAUAUGAAAACAGUUGGACCAAAGUCGGGUCCCACAGGAGAUUUGUGUGCAAGUACAGAUAAAAAAUCUAUUUCAAACACUUGUGAUAAUAGAAAUCCAGGAGACUGUUCAGGUGCAGAAGUUGUAAGUGUCAAGGAACAAAAUGCUGAGAGUCCAGACAGCAGUAAGUUGGAGUCGAACAGGUUAGAAAGCCAAAAGCCUGCUUCUGUCACAACUACUGCUUCUGAAUGUGAAAAGCGCACAGUUGGUCACAUUACGGAUGAAGAGUUGUUUCCCUUGAACAGUAGGGAGAAAGUAAAGAUUGAUUUAAAGAACAAGCUGUACCUGGCUCCACUAACAACCGUGGGCAAUUUGCCUUUCCGGCGAAUUUGCAAAGGGCUUGGUGCAGAGGUCACUUGUGGGGAAAUGGCACUAGCCACACAACUGCUGCAGGCUAAGCAGUCUGAAUGGUCUCUGCUCAAGCGACAUCCUUGUGAAGAUAUUUUUGGAAUGCAGAUCUGUGGUGGCUACCCUGAUACGAUGACCCGCUGUGCUCAAUUGCUGACGGAAACCUGCGACUUGGAUUUUAUUGACAUCAACUGUGGUUGCCCCAUUGAGCUCAUCUUCAAAAAAGGAAGUGGAAGUGCUUUGAUGGGAAAGGCCACGAAGUUGGAGCAGAUCUGUCGCAGUAUGAUGGGGGUGAUGGGCAACACACCUUUGACAGUCAAGCUUCGUACCGGUGUCUUUGACAACAAGAACAUAGCACACAACAUCAUACCCAGGCUGCGCGACGCAGGAGUGUCCCUUGUCACGGUGCAUGGUAGGUCAAGGGAGCAGAGGUAUACCCGCCAAGCUGACUGGGACUACAUCACUCAGUGUGCUACUGCUGGGGCUCCUAUGCCCGUUUUUGGUAAUGGAGAUGUUUUGUCAUUUGAGGAUGCAAAUCUUCACAUGGAGACCCAUGGCGUCAGUGGCAUCAUGAUUGCAAGGGGGGCUUUGAUCAAGCCGUGGAUCUUCACAGAGAUCAAGGAGCAGAGGCACUGGGACAUCUCGUCCAGUGAGAGGUUUGACCUGCUCAAGACCUACACCAACUAUGGCAUGGAGCACUGGGGCUCUGACCACCAGGGGGUGGAGAACACCAGGCGGUUCCUCUUGGAGUGGCUCUCUUUUCUUCAUAGAUAUAUUCCUGUUGGAGUUCUAGAGCAGCUUCCACAACGCAUCAAUGAAAGACCUCCUUAUUACGUUGGGCGGAAUGACUUGGAGACUCUUAUGGCCAGUGCUAACUGUGCAGACUGGAUCAAGAUAACGGAAAUGUUGCUUGGUCCUGUGCCUCCUACAUUCAAGUUUCUGCCUAAACACAAAGCCAAUGCUUACCAGUGACAUCUCAUAGGUGAAAUAUGAAGUCUGGAUCUGUUGACUGUCCUUUCAUAUGUUACACAUCAUUGAAUAAAACAUAAAACUUUCA